Thlaspi arvense is the source of this 1896-nucleotide messenger RNA. Lineage: Eukaryota; Viridiplantae; Streptophyta; Magnoliopsida; Brassicales; Brassicaceae. The record is from the annotation of a GenBank genome assembly.
AUGGCGCCUGGUUCUGCGGCAGCGGGUGCUCAGUUCGGUACGACGUCGCUUUAUGUUGGAGAUCUGGAUGCGAAUGUUACCGAUUCGCAGCUUUUCGAUGCGUUUAGCCAGAUGGGUCAAGUUGUAUCGGUUCGUGUCUGUAGAGACUUGGCUACUCGGAGAUCUCUAGGCUAUGGCUAUGUCAACUUCAGCAGUCCCCAAGAUGCUGCAAGAGCGAUCCAGGAAUUGAAUUACAUACCUCUUAAUGGGAAACCUGUCAGGGUUAUGUACUCUCAUCGCGAUCCAAGUGUUCGCCGAAGUGGUGCAGGAAACAUAUUCAUCAAGAAUCUGGACAAGUCCAUAGACCACAAAGCGUUGCACGAUACGUUCUCUGCGUUCGGGAACAUUGUCUCGUGCAAGGUAGCUGUGGAUUCUUCAGGGCAAUCAAAAGGCUAUGGGUUUGUGCAAUACGAAACUGAGGAAUCUGCUCAGAGAGCUAUGGCGCAAUUGAACGGUAUGUUGCUGAAUGACAAGCAAGUGUAUGUUGGACCUUUCCUCAGGAGGCAAGAGAGAGAUUCUACUAGUAACAUAACAAAAUUCACCAACGUGUAUGUGAAGAAUCUUUCUGAAUCAACUACUGAUGAUGAUUUGAAGAACACUUUUGGUGAGUUUGGAAAGAUCACGAGUGCUGUGGUGAUGAAAGAUGGAGAAGGGAAGUCAAAGGGCUUUGGGUUUGUGAACUUUGACAACGCAGAUGAUGCUGCCAAGGCUGUGGAAGCUCUUAAUGGGAAAACAUUUGAUGAUAAGGAAUGGUAUGUUGGUAGAGCCCAGAAGAAGUCUGAGAGGGAAAUGGAACUAAAGGUUAGGUAUGAGCAGAGUUUGAGGGAAGCAGCAGACAAGUUUCAGAGUUCCAACUUGUAUGUUAAGAACUUAGAUGACAGCGUUUCUGACGAGAAACUCAAGGAGCUCUUUACACCUUAUGGCACUGUUACAUCUUGCAAGGUGAUGCGGGAUCCUAAUGGCAUAAGCAGGGGAUCUGGUUUUGUAGCAUUCUCAACUCCCGAAGAAGCAACCAAAGCUAUGUCAGAGAUGAGUGGUAAAAUGAUUGAAAACAAACCUCUCUAUGUUGCUGUUGCUCAGCGAAAGGAGGACAGAAGGGCCAGACUCCAGGCUCAGUUUUCUCAAAUGAGACCAGCUGCAAUGCCACCAAUUGUUGGUCCUCGUAUGCCGAUGUAUCCCCCUGGUGGUCCCGGUAUCGGACAACAAGUGUUUUAUGGUCAGGGACCUCCUGCUAUGAUUCCUCAGCAGGCCGGGUAUGGCUACCAGCAGCAGAUGGUUCCUGGGAUGAGACCUGGUGCUGCACCGAUGCACAACUUCUUCAUGCCAAUGGUUCAGCAGGGCCAGCAACGUCCUGGAGGGAGACGCCCUGGAGGGAUCCAACAAUCCCAGCAGCAGCAACAAGUUCCUAUAAUGCAGCAGCAGCAGCACCAGAUGCACCCGAGGGGACGCAUGUUCCGGUUUCCUCAAGGCCGUGGGAGUGGUGGUCCCCCUGAUGUGCCUGGAAUGCUUCCGUAUGAGAUGCCUAGUAACAUGCCGUUGCGUGAGCCUGUGAUUCCUCAGCAUGUUCCUAUUGGAGCUUUGGCUACAUCCCUUGCUAAUGCUUCUCCUGAACACCAGAGGACGAUGCUUGGUGAGAAUCUGUAUCCGCUUGUGGAGCAGCUUGAACCAGAGUCUGCAGCUAAAGUGACUGGGAUGCUUUUGGAGAUGGAUCAGACCGAAGUGCUCCAUCUCUUGGAGUCGCCUGAUGCACUUAAGGCUAAAGUAGCUGAGGCUAUGGAGGUUCUCAGGAGUGUCGCUGCGGGUGGUGCAGCGGAGCAGCUUGCUUCUUUGAACCUCGGCGACAACCCUGUCUCUUAA